GCCUUUCCGCCGACCGCUCGUCCAAUCAGCGAGCGAGGAGACCCACUGCGUCGCGAGGCCGCGUCCAAUCGCGUGUGGGGGGGCGGAGCGUUGUGUUAAGGCCUCUAAGUAUCGCAAGCCGCGCUCUCUGUUCAGGACGCUUUGCACACGUGGAAGGAGUAACACCGGGAGUCGACAGGUGAGCGCAGAGCGGGCUGUUUGCCCAGUCCGGGGGAGGGCGGCUUGGCACAGGGCCGCUCUCUCGGUGUUAGCCGGGGUCUGGCUGAGUGGUUACCCCGGGGAUUCAGGCCUGCGGGGCGGGCACAGGCCCAGGAAGCGGCAACGUACACCCACACCGGCUUCACAUACACAGCCGGGGCCGGGCACAGAGCCGGGGCCGGGCACAGAGCCGAGGGUGGGCUGUCCCCGCUCUGAUCGAUACAGGCCCGCCCGGGCCAGCUCUCCGGAGAAGCCAGGCGGGGACCGACCCCCCCCCCACACACCGGGGGCGGAGAGCGCUAAUCGGGGCCUGGUCUCCCGGGGAGCCGGCAGUUGGAGUAUCCCGGGUAGCCGGGGGUUAGUGCGGCUGCCGGGGGGGGGCUGGGGAGCCAGGCCCGGUGUGGGGGAUCCUGCCUGGGCCCGCCAGCCUGGGAAGCCGGCAGUUGGUGGAUGUCGGGCCCGGGUCUCCUGGAAGCUGCAUGGCUGGGGAGAGGGCUGUGUGGAGCCGCUAAGCGGUGUAAACACCAGGUGCAGUAGGCCUCGCGGCCUGUUCUCCUCCUGGGCUGACUCGGUAAUGGUUCUCGGUAUUUACCAAGAGUGCGGAUUGUGGCGGUUAAUACCCCGCUCCCAGGCACACAGUGACCCACAUAGCGCUACUGGGGGCCGCCAUUUUGUUCAGCUCGCUGGUGUUGGUUUGACAUGCAGUGGUUAUAGUUGUGGAAGCUUUAAUGCAGUUAUUGCUUAGUGUGUGUAUAAUGGCUAGUGUAUUGUUAGUUUAAUAUGUACAUCUAUAUUCAGCAGACAGUAUGUGGCUUAGAUAUUGAUACCAUUCCCACUUCAUUUAUUUUGAAAAACAUUAUUUCUGAAAAUAUAUAGACUGGGGAUUAAUGCAUUGUUUACAGUUAAAUGAAAUUAGUGGGAAAUUGGGAAUUGUUAUUUAUUUGACCAGAAUGAAUGCUUUAUAUUCAUUUGCCUUGUGACUUUAGCUUGUCAGAGCUGGGGUGAAAGGGUGAUAUAAUAAUUAUACUAGCAUGGCCAUUUUGUCCUGACAUUUAGAGUACGUUUUAGGUUUCUGCAAUUCCCAUUUUAGAUGUGGCUUAUUGGGUUAUUGUGAGGCUAGUGUUGGAAGUAUGUGAAACUUUAAGUUUGUGAUAAUGUAGUCUGUUUACAAUGUUUAAUGCAUGCCCAAUUAAUCUGCAUUGUAAAUUUUUUUUUUUAGUGUAAGAUCGAUUAGCAUUAGUCUAUCAGUAAAUUAUGAGCGUAAUUUGGUCAACAAAAAUGUUUUUAACAGCAAUAGGCAUUUAAAUUGUGUGAUCGUACAUAUCAAAAGGACAAUAGACUGUAAUAUGGCUUUUUUUCUGGAUUCAUACAAUCAAUGGUUCUGACUUUUUAAAAAAACAAAAACAAAUUAUUUUUGAGGGUGUAUAGAUUGAAUGUAGUAUUUACUUAUUGGUGAGAUAUUUGUAAAUACAGGAAGUGCAAAAUUUUGUUAGCUGCCAAACUUAGAUGUCAAAAAAUGUGUGCAUAUUGUCAAUGCAUCCUAUGCUGUUGACUAUACCAGAUUUAGGAGACAAUAUAUAGGAAAUUAAAUUGGUACCGUGGUAUUUUGAAUUUAUUUUUGUAUGUUCUGCUGCUGAGAACCACACAUUUAGUGCUUUGUUUUAAUUUGGGAAUGUAGGUCUUUAUAUGGGAAAUAACACAAUUUAAAACAGUCUAGUUAUAGUAAAUGCCAUAGAGAGAUUCAAAUUUGCACAAUAAACUGUAAAUACGGUUUAUUAUCCAUCUAUGCACUAUGUAUACUGUGAAGUUAGUUUUGCUUAGUUGUACAUUCAUCUUUUUUUCUUCAAUAAUAAAUGGUUCAUUCUAAGAUUCGGGUGACUUUGCGUACGUUGCCCUGAAUUUGUCUUUGCAACUACCAUCCUUUUGAUCAUUUUAUUUCUUCUACUAAUAGUCCAUGCCAGGCACUGUUCGUAAUGCUUCUUCCCAUAGGAUAAAAAAAAUCACUGUCCUUGUCCUUUUAGGUAUCAUGACUGAACAGGAUGUUGAGAAUGAGCUUUUGGACUAUGAAGAAGAUGAUGAGCCACAGGCACCUGCUGAAACCCCAGCCCCUACAGGAAGAAAAGAAGUGAAAGGCUCCUAUGUGUCCAUACACAGUUCUGGUUUCAGAGACUUCUUAUUGAAACCAGAGUUACUUAGGGCUAUCGUGGACUGCGGUUUUGAACAUCCCUCAGAAGGUUGGUAUCUUCCACAUUUAGUUUUUCUUCCACUGCUUGUAUCUCUCUUCCCAUCUCUUUAUGGGGCAUUUAAAACUAUGGGUGCAUUCCCUCUGAUUUGUUACUUUACAGUAUUUUGAAAACAGAAAAUACACUGAAGCCCAGUCAUUUGCAGAUUUUAUUUCCUCAUAUGUCAAAAAUAUUUGUAUGCAUACAUUUAAGUUAUUUAUACUUUCUGCUUCUCUAAAUUGACAUUGGCAAAUGUUUUUUACCAUGUUGGCUUGUACAUGUUAUUUCAAUAAUGUGUUAAUCAUUUUAUUUGGGUUUUCUGUUGAGCACAGACUUUGUGCCCGUCCACCAUGUUUUAGUUCUAUCCUUACAAUGUUUUUCUCCCUUUUCUUGCAGUUCAACAUGAGUGUAUCCCUCAGGCUAUAUUGGGAAUGGAUAUCCUGUGCCAGGCCAAAUCUGGUAUGGGAAAGACUGCAGUGUUUGUCCUUGCCACCCUACAGCAGAUUGAGGCAGUGGAGGGGCAGGUUUCAGUCUUAGUAAUGUGCCACAUACGUGAGCUAGCGUUCCAGAUCAGCAAAGAGUACGAGCGUUUUUCAAAGUACAUGCCUUCAGUGAAGGUAAGAAAGCAAUUUGUAUUGUCUGCUUUACAACAUGCUUAUGCUAUAGCGGCCUUAGUAGAAUUCCUGCUCACUCGACUUUUUCGUUUAGGUGGCUGUUUUCUUUGGUGGUCUCUCAAUAAAGAAGGAUGAGGAAGUGAUCCGUCGAAACUGCCCUCACAUUGUGGUUGGCACCCCUGGACGUAUCUUGGGUCUUGUCAGGGACAAAACUUUGAGUCUGAAGAAUGUUAAACACUUUGUGUUGGAUGAAUGUGACAAGAUGCUGGAACAACUAGGUGAGAUUUCAUAAAGCUUUUGGAUGGGGCUAUAAUAUGAAAUAACAGACUGUAAAAAUCAUAAAUUGUAACUAGGUGAUUUAUUUUUAAAUUUUAACUGCUGGCCUUUAAAUCUUUGUUCUCUUAAGGAACUAAUUUAGAAUUGAUGAGUAAAUUUUGGUGGCGUUUAUUUGUGCUAAAUAACUUGGAAGUGUAGUCUGUACUAUUUAAUAUAUAGACAUGAUUUAUAUAGUAGAUGUAAAAACGCCACAAAACAUUAACUUAAGAUGUGUAAUCAUUUUUCUAUUUUUUUCAGACAUGCGCAGGGAUGUGCAGGAGAUUUUCCGUCUUACCCCUCAUGAGAAACAAUGCAUGAUGUUCAGCGCUACUCUUAGUAAAGAAAUCCGUCCUGUCUGUAGGAAAUUCAUGCAGGAUGUAAGUUACUCUGGUCUUAUUGUAUGGCACAAAUUAGUAGUUCUUGAAGUACAUGGAAAUAUUGUAAAAGUCACCCAAUUGUGUUUUUUUUUUUUUUUUUUUAAAUGUAUAACUGCUAUGGUGCCCAAAAUAAUAUAAAAAAAAUAUUGAAACGUAGUCAACAUUCAGCACUCCCAGAUGUUGGAAUAAAUCUCACACAAUGCUCUUACAGCCACAAGGUUAGUAAAGCAUCAUGGGAGAUGUAGAUGAAGGUUGCCUAGACUAGUAACCAAGCCUAGUCUGGCAACUCUGAAUAAUCUGCAGGAUCCUUCAUAGAGCUGCAGCUGUCACCUAUUACUGAUGAGGGAAUCGUACGGCUGGCUUGCUGGCAGUAGCUCUGCUGUGUGGCACAUGUAACUUUUUUACUCGCUAUGGCUAAAUCUUUACUCGCUAAUGGCAAGUGGAAACUUUUGAGUCCUGUAUGUGUGCAUACAGUGGUAAUUGAGGUCAUCACUUUUUUGUAUUAUAGUGAGUAUGUGCUGCAAAGGUUUCUUCUUGGUUCAGAUGUUGGCUUUGUACAGUAAGCUUAGAGCUGAAAAGCAACUCUCAAAGCAUUUAUAUAAGGAGAAACCUGGUGUACGCUUAACACUGAUGUAGAAUGUUAACGAACAUUUGUGAUUUGCAACAUUUCCACCACCCAAACGUCACUUACAAUGCAAGCAAAGUGUAUCCUCCUGAUUAUUUAUAAGUGAUUUUGUAAUGAUUUAUUUUAGCCUAUGGAAGUUUUUGUGGAUGAUGAAACCAAGCUGACACUUCAUGGCUUGCAACAGUACUAUGUGAAAUUGAAGGACAGUGAAAAGAACCGAAAACUGUUUGAUUUAUUAGACGUUCUUGAGUUUAAUCAGGUGAGUGCUCUUAAAUUAACCCUAGAUGCUUUAGUGUGUGGUAUCUGCGUUAAACCUGCAGAAGGAAUAUAUGUUGUACCUACUCUUAUAAUCUUUCUCUCUAUCAGGUUGUGAUCUUUGUCAAGUCAGUGCAGAGAUGUAUGGCCCUGGCUCAACUCCUGGUAGAGCAAAACUUUCCAGCCAUUGCCAUCCACCGGGGCAUGGCACAAGAGGAAAGGUAAGCAGAUCCUUUCCCUUCAAAGAGCAAACCUAAACUAGUGUUUUGGAUUAGAAUAGUCUUGAGCUGUGCUUCUGCUGAAUGUCUUCAUUCAUAUAAAACACUCUUUUGCAGACUUUCUCGUUACCAGCAGUUCAAGGACUUCCAGAGAAGAAUCUUGGUGGCCACAGAUCUUUUUGGAAGAGGAAUGGACAUUGAGAGAGUCAAUAUAGUUUUCAAUUAUGACAUGCCUGAGAACUCUGAUACAUAUCUUCAUCGUGUGAGUAAAACUACCUUUCCGGAUUUGUUUAUUUCUUUAGUUUAAGUUCCUUAUGCCCUAUCUUUUCCUGUUCCUUAACUGGACCUGUCACUCACUUAUCCUUGCCAUUUUUUUGCAGGUGGCCCGUGCUGGUCGAUUUGGCACAAAGGGACUGGCUGUCACAUUCGUGUCAGAUGAAGAGGAUGCUAAAAUCCUGAAUGAUGUUCAAGACCGAUUUGAAGUCAAUGUGGGAGAACUUCCUGAUGAAAUAGACAUUUCUACUUACAGUAAGUAUUUUCUGCAUGCUCAUUUUCCCUUUUUUGUCCUGUCCAACCUCUGCAGUGUGUAUAUAUAUGUGUGUAUGUGUAUAUAUAUGUAUAUAUAUAUGUGUAUAUAUAUGUGUGUGUGUGUAUAUAUAUGUAUAUAUAUGUAUAUAUAUGUAUAUAUAUGUAUAUAUAUGUAUAUAUAUGUAUAUAUAUGUAUAUAUAUGUAUAUAUGUAUAUAUAUGUAUAUAUAUGUAUAUAUAUGUAUAUAUAUGUAUAUAUAUGUAUAUAUAUGUGUAUAUAUGUGUAUAUAUAUGUGUAUAUAUAUGUGUAUAUAUAUGUGUAUAUAUAUGUGUAUAUAUAUGUGUAUAUAUAUGUGUAUAUAUAUAUGUGUAUAUAUAUGUGUAUAUAUAUAUGUGUAUAUAUAUGUGUGUAUAUAUAUGUGUGUAUAUAUAUGUGUAUAUGUGUGUAUAUAUAAAAUUGUUUUUCCGUUGCAGCAAUUUUAGUUAUGUGUAGCUUUCUUCUGAGGGCGGUGCACCCCCCUACUCCUUUUAAUACAUACAAUCUGAAUUAAGCCAGUUUCUUGCUUUUGUUGUAAGACUGUACAGCUCUUAGUGGAAAUAUAACCUCUACAUUACUUUUCCCAUAAAGCACCUGGGUACACCAGACUCAUCUAUGCCAUGCCUAGGUUUGGUGAGAGCUCUCUGAAGCUGAAAAUUAAUUUGCAUGAACUUAAAAUAUAAAAAUAUUUUUACAGCUGUGCCAGAGUCCUGUGUUUUAGAGGAUCCUUAGACUAUUCAUUAUAGAGGAGAAUAAAACCCUGAUAUGUGCAUACUGGUGGCAUUCUGACCAUUAUUCAUUGUUACAAAUAAGCAGGGACAUUAUUAUUAUUAUUAUAAUUAUUAUAUAUAAUGCUUUGCGCAAUAGUAUGAUCUUAUGAUAUAUCCAACCCCAAUUCUCACAGUGCCACCAUCAACGGGAAAUAAACAAUUUGGAUAAAAGUAUAAUAUACAUUUAUUGACAAGAGCUUUUGCUAGACAUGUAUAUAAAUAUUUACAUAGAAAAUGUUAAUUUAUUUGUGCAUUAACUUUUUUUUUUCCUAUCUUCUUUCUACAGUUGAGCAGAGUCGAUAACCUGUUCCAGAGAUAGUACUGUAUCCAUGUGUUUGGCGUUUCCUUCUCUGUCUGGCCACACUGUGUUUGGAAAGUCUUUGCUUUUACAGUCUCUGGGGUUUUUUUUUUAUUAUUUUUAUUAAUGACUGUUUUUGUGUAAAGAAUGGGGGGGGGGAAAUUAAAACUUUUUUUAUUAUUAAAUGUGUCUGUUAUGAUUUUCUCUAUCAGGAAAUGACUUAAAUCCAGCGUUAAGCUGGCUCAUGGGGUUUUACAGAGUUUACAAGUUGUCUUAGUAGGCAAUCUGAUUCCACGGAGGAGAGUGAAGUAAACAAAUGUAUUAAAAAUGCAUCUUCUAUGUAGUCUAAAUGAAGAAAUCUGAAAGUGCAUUCCGUCGUGUCCCAUGGUAACUGCUCCAAUUCUCAAAUAUGUUGAGCACCAGCAGAUUGAUCCGUGUGGGAUGUGUUGCUGAUACAGGGACUGACUAUGACUUAUUGUACAUCCCUGGUUAACACAUUCUAAAACUCCAACCUUUUCACCAGAAUAGUGAAUUAAUCUGUCAUGUCCUUGUUGUGUGCAUUGUUUAAUGCCCUUUAGCUUGCCAAGCAUAAGCUGAUGUAAAUGCUGUCUAUAAAUUGGUUUCCUUGCUUGAAAGCUUUGCCUGCAAAAAAAAACAAAAAACAUUUAUAUAAAACAAAAAAAAGGAAUGUUCUCAUUCACGAGGAGUAGAAGCUUUUGAUUGUGUUCUUACUUUGCUCUGUGUGGCACUAUUGCUGGUGCUGCUAAACUCGGUGUACGAUGACAGACUCUUGAAGUGGAUGGCAGCACACAGCCACAUGGCAUACUCUUCACGUACCU
Messenger RNA from Pelobates cultripes (western spadefoot toad), 7295 nucleotides. The record is from the annotation of a GenBank genome assembly. Lineage: Eukaryota; Metazoa; Chordata; Amphibia; Anura; Pelobatidae.